CACCUCCUGUCUGCUAUCCGAUCCUUACUCGGUCUAUUCGCUGACUCAGUGCCUUAAACAGCAUCACCGCUCACCAGAACAGCUCUACAGCAUCCUCUGCGGAGAAAUACAUUAGCCAUGGCCAAAACAGCAACCGCAUACAAAGAGAAGAUGAAGGAGUUGUCUGUCCUCUCCCUUAUCUGCUCCUGCUUCUACCCAGAGCCACGCAACAAGCUUGUGUGCGAGUUUGAAGACAUGGAGGUGAAACCUAUAAACAAGCGGGCCUCGGGACAGGCCUUUGAGGUGAUUCUCAAGCCUUUGUCUCCAGUGUCAGAUGUGGCCCACAACCUUCCCUCACCCCCAAAGAGGGAUAUCUCCUUGGAGGACAUUGAGAAGAAGCUAGAGGCAGCUGAAGAUCGGAGGAAGUACCAAGAGGCCCAGGUGCUGAGGGCUUUGGCAGAAAAGCGAGUACACGAGAGGGAUGUGUUGCUAAAGGCCAUGGAAGAGAACAGUAAUUUCAGCAAGAUGGCUGAGGAGAAGCUCCAGAUGAAGAUGGAGCAGAUCAAGGAGAACCGUGACGCCCAUCUGGCAGCCAUGAUGGAGCGUCUACAAGAGAAGGAGAGACACGGAGCUGUGGUGCGCAGAAACAAAGAGCUGAGGGACGAGCUGACAGCAUGAGCCUCACACAAGUCCAGACUUCCUUGAUCCAUCCAUCCACCCAGUCCUGUCCCCUUCCACAGUAGAGCCUUCACCCUCUUCGUAACAGACACUCAACCCUGGAGGCUGAGAGGUUCAAGAACCUCACCACUAUAUCACAACACACCACGCCACCAGUAGUCACUAUUAUCAGUAUUAUCAGUGGAUACAAACAUGAAUAACACUCAUCUUGAGAAUUGAAUGGAUUUGUUGAUUUAAAAGUAAAUGAAAGAAUAUGGCUUUUCUUGGCUUUUAUUUUGUCAGUACUUUUUUCUAUCUAUCUAUCUAUCUAUCUAUCUAUCUAUCUAUCUAUCUAUCUAUCUAUCUAUCUAUCUAUCUAUCUAUCUAUCUAUCUAUCUAUCUAUCUAUCUAUCUAUCUAUCUAUCUAUCUAUCUAUCUAUCUAUCUAUCAUUUUCUUUGUCUUUGAUUAAUGUUUAAUUCUUGAAGUUUGACUACCAUCAUUUUCUUGUGGAAGCCCUCAGUGGUGUGAGUUGGCUGUAGACAGGUAUUUGCAUUGUUUCCCAAUGAUGUCCUGAUAAUGAUGUUUCUGUGUCUUUUGUGAAGAAUGAUGGUUGGUGUUUCCAGAUUACAGACUCGGCAAGAUAUCAACGUAUCUCAUCUGUAUCCCUCUCACACGCACCUACUCAUUCUCAACAUGCACACUUGGAACUUAACAAUAAUCUAAACCCCACAGAUACAUAAAAGUCCACUUCCUCUGAAAUGAGCUUGAUAGGUGCUUUAUUGUUAUUAAGAAUGUCUAUGCCCAGUGGAAGCAACUGUUUAUACACUUGCAGAUUACCACUUACCCUGACAACGCCAUUUUUCGACAAAUCCAUCUUUACCCAAAUGAAUAGCUCUGUUAAGAACAUGGUACUGGGGAUAAAUCUUAUGAAGUUGUGAAUGUUAUGACACCAUACUGGUAUCAUGGAUAGUGUCUUGGACAGUAGAAUGUGCUGUUGCUCCCAUCUUGAUAUUGAUAGUGUGAACAUAAUGUAUGUCUGUGUGGGUGUGUGUGAAUGCAGAUUUAACUUGAGGCAUCAUCAGCAUCUUCUCUUAUUUAGGGGGUUAGAUAGAGAAUGGAUGCAGGAUGCUUUACAUUCAGCACACUAAACUAGUCUCUUUUUAAUAUACAGUCCCACUGAUAUCUGCCUGCAUCUUCUGCUUCUCGUUUUUCUCCCUUCAUAUAUUUCUCUGUGAAAGCUUUGCUGAAUAAAAGUUUGGGGUUCUGUGAACAUGGCAUGCACCAUCUAAAACUUUUCUGUAAACUGCCAAAUAAAAGAACCAGUUAUCUACACAU
Messenger RNA from Archocentrus centrarchus (flier cichlid), 1972 nucleotides. It is a transcript of the gene stmn2a, whose product is annotated as stathmin 2a. Gene Ontology annotation, cellular component: neuron projection; growth cone; cytoplasm. The record is from RefSeq and is a predicted model, not a curated record. Bases 118 to 657 code for a protein of 179 amino acids. Gene Ontology annotation, molecular function: tubulin binding. NCBI's taxonomy places the organism in Eukaryota, Metazoa, Chordata, Actinopteri, Cichliformes, Cichlidae. The transcript has 5 exons. Gene Ontology annotation, biological process: regulation of microtubule polymerization or depolymerization; microtubule depolymerization; neuron projection development.